This is a messenger RNA of Dipodomys spectabilis (banner-tailed kangaroo rat), 1285 nucleotides long. RefSeq names its product ring finger protein 114 (gene Rnf114). The record is from RefSeq and is a predicted model, not a curated record. Gene Ontology annotation, biological process: protein polyubiquitination; ubiquitin-dependent protein catabolic process. Bases 32 to 718 code for a protein of 228 amino acids. The transcript is spliced from 6 exons. Gene Ontology annotation, molecular function: ubiquitin protein ligase activity. Lineage: Eukaryota; Metazoa; Chordata; Mammalia; Rodentia; Heteromyidae.
UCCGCGUCGCGGGGCGCUCAGCGGCGGCAAGAUGGCGGCGCAACAGCAGUGUCGGGAGGGCGUUACGCCGUUGGCGCGGCCGGCGGCGGAGGCGGACCCCCUGGGCCGCUUCACGUGUCCCGUGUGCCUGGAGGUGUACGACAAGCCGGUGCAGGUGCCCUGCGGACACGUCUUUUGCUCUGCAUGCCUGCAGGAAUGUCUGAAGCCGAAGAAACCUCUCUGUGGUGUGUGUCGCAGCGCUCUGGCACCUGGCGUCCGAGCUGUGGAGCUCGAGCGGCAGAUCGAGAGCACAGAGACUUCUUGCCAUGGCUGCCGUAAGAAUUUCUUCCUGUCUAAAAUCCGGGCCCAUGUGGCUACCUGUUCCAAAUACCAGAAUUACAUCAUGGAAGGUGUGAAGGCCACCACUAAGGAUGCAUCCCUUCAGCCCAGGAGCAUCCCAAACCGAUACACCUUUCCCUGUCCUUACUGCCCCGAGAAGAACUUUGACCAGGAAGGGCUGGUGGAGCACUGCAGGCUGUCCCAUAGCACGGACACCAAACCUGUGGUCUGCCCCAUCUGUGCCUCCAUGCCCUGGGGGGACCCCAGCUACCGCAGCGCCAACUUCAUUCAGCACAUCCAGCGCCGGCACCAGUUUUCUUACGACACGUUUGUGGAUUAUGAUGUGGAUGAAGAGGACAUGAUAAACCAGGUCUUGCAGCGCUCCCUCGUGGAUCAGUAGCAGGUCCUUGCCAUCUGUCUCGUGUUGUAGAGCUUCCACUGCGUGCUGAGUGUAGACCUCUGAAUCCUACCCCUUCCCUACGACACACCUGGGACAAGCCGGGCCGUGGGACAGGGCGUUGCUGGCGGGAAGGGGGUCCCCAGGCUGGAGCCCCUGUCCUCGGGGGCUCUUGCCAGGCUGUCUUCCCACAGUGAGCCCCCUUGUCACAUGGCCUCAUCUUACUGGUCCUCAGCUGCUUCCUGGAACUUGUGCCUCCUGUUCUGUAGAAUAAUCCAGCUUUUACCUCCACAUGUUCUUGUUUCCCGUGUGUUCACCCGAUGUUCAUCUCUUAGGUCCUCUGAGCCAGCCAGGACCUUCUCUUGGUCGUGAAUAGCACAACAAAACAAGUGUCCCCUGUCUCAUCCCUGGGUGUGUGAACCCGGCCGUGGCACAGCACGGCAGACGGGCGGAACUUCCCAGGGGGGUCUUUGGGAGCAGCCAGAAAGCUUGUGAACAGCCCUCCGGGAUGAGCAUUUCUGGGUUUCUUGCAGUCUGAUGCUGGAAGCUUUGAUUAAUUGGCCUGUGCUG